AUGCUUUCAGGACUCUUACCACAAUUAUUUAAAUAUAUUGAUGAAAAAUUAUUAGCAGAAUGGAAUGCCUUAAUAAUAAAAGGUGUACACAUGUCUACUUUAGAAGAAACCAUGUCAUUUGAAGAAAGUUCAUUAGAUAUAUAUAGUGAUGAAUUUGAAGAAAUCUUUGAUGAAAAGAUCCUAAAAGAUUUAACCAGAGCUUAUUUGGAUGUCGUGGAGCCUAUAUUUGGAAGUGUUGGAAAAAAAGGUGGAGGAGCCGAGACUUCAGAAGGUGGCGUGGCUGUCGAAAAUGAUGAAUUAAAAGAAUAUGUGCUAGAUUACAUGCCUAUAGCAGAACCCUUAUUGACGAGUUUAUGUCAUCUAAUGACAUACAAAGAUUCAAUAUCAUGUGUCCGAGUAGUACAAUUAUGUGCAAGAAUAUUACCAAAUCUAAUUAAACGAGAAGGAUUAAGAGAAUUUGUCGGAAAAGGAUUAUUAACUUCAGCUUUGCAUGCAUUGAAUGAUGGAUAUCAUAAAGAAUUUCAUCCUGUCAUAGUAUCUUUAAUAACAGAUAUCUAUAUUGAAUUAAGGCCUUUUUCUUCCGUACCUUUUGAAACCUUUUCUAAUUUAUCGAAUAUGAAUUAUGAAAAAUUACAGCGAAAAGUUGUUGUAAAGAAAUUUUUAGAAGGAAUAACGGGAGUUUCAAAAGGUGAAUGGUUUAAAAUACCUACGACAAAAAACCAAAAUACGAGUUCAAAGAAACAACUUGUAGGAAAUUAUGUAAAGCCUAAAAUUGGUGUAUUAGAUGUUGUAGAUGAUCCAGAACAAGUUGGUUUGGUCGAUUUAUUUGAAUAG
Messenger RNA from Funneliformis mosseae, 834 nucleotides. The record is from the annotation of a GenBank genome assembly. NCBI's taxonomy places the organism in Eukaryota, Fungi, Glomeromycota, Glomeromycetes, Glomerales, Glomeraceae.